CUGAUAGUUUGUGACAGCUGAGGAGCUGAGGCCACACCAAAGUGUCACAUCCUCUGCCACUUCUCUUUUAGAGUAACAGUGUUAAUACAGUCAGUUCAGUUUUGCAGUGGGAGAGGCACUCCUCCCUCCUACUGAAAUAUUACAUCAAACCAUACCAAGAUGGCCUCCUUGUCAGUAGAUCCAGUGACGGAGCCACGGAUGUACCAGCAAACGCUUCUACAAGAUGGGCUCAGUGAUCUCCUGGAUGCUAACAAGUUUGUGGACUGCGUUCUGAAGAUCAAAGACAAAGAGUUUCCUUGUCAUCGGCUAGUGCUAGCCGCUAGCAGCCCUUACUUCAAAGCCAUGUUCCUUUCAGACCUGGAAGAGAGCAAAAAGUGGGAGAUUGUCCUAAAAGACAUUGAACCUGGAGUCAUGGGAAUGAUCCUAAGGUACAUAUACACCUCGGAUAUCAACCUGACUGAGCAAAACGUCCAAAACAUUUUCAUGGCGGCGAACGUGUACCAGAUUCCAUCAAUCUUCAGCGUCUGUGUCUCGUAUCUACAGCAGAAGCUGGUUCUUAGUAACUGUCUGGCCAUUUUUAGACUGGGUCUGUUGCUGGACUGUCCACGUUUGGCUAUGGAGGCUCGGGACUUCAUCUGUGACCGGUAUGCCCUCAUCAUUCGGGACCAGGACUUCCAUCAGUUGGGUCCCAGUGAGUUGGCGGCUAUCAUCACAUGUGACUCUCUGAAUGUGGAACGAGAAGAGUUGGUGUUUGAAUCUCUCAUGGACUGGGUGGAGUACGACACGGGCGAGAGGUUGAAAGACCUGCCACAACUUCUACACUGCGUACGUUUCCGACUUAUACCAACGAGUUACUUUAAAGAGAAAGUCGAGGGCCACAGAUUGAUCAGGACGAAUCAGGAGCUCAAGAAGGAGCUUCAGAUCGUCAAGGAUGCACAGAAAGGAGUGCUAAACAGGGUCAAAAGGGUCAAGGAGGAAGGCGGGACAGCAGAUUCUGAGGACGAGGAUGAGGAGGGUUUGCUCCCGGGAAUCCUAAAUGACAAUCCACGUUUUGGAAUGUUUCAGUCAGACCUUUUAUUGAUGAUUAGCGAUACAGGAACAGUAGCGUAUGACGUUGGUGCAAAUGAGUGCUACGUGGCAUCUUCAUCCACCGAGAUCCCUAAGAACCAUUGCAGUCUUGUCACAAAGGAAAAUCAGAUCUUUGUUGCUGGAGGUCUGAUGUACAAUGAAGAGAACAAAGAAAAGCCAUUCAGUUCCUACUUUCUUCAGUUUGAUCCCAUGAGCUCUGGAUGGUUGGGGAUGCCCUCACUACCAGACCCUCGGUGUCUGUUCGGUCUGGCGGAGGCUGAGAACUCUAUCUAUGUGGUGGGAGGAAAAGAACUGAAGGAGGGAGAACGUGCGCUAGAUUCUGUUAUGAUCUACGACAGGCAGUCAUUCAAAUGGGGAGAGUCGGACCCUCUUCCAUACGCAGUUUAUGGACACGGAAUUGUUUCGCACAAAGGACUGGUCUAUGUGAUCGGUGGAAAAACUGAGAGCAAGAAAUGCCUGAGGAGAGUAUGUGUCUAUGAUCCCUCUAAGUUUGAAUGGAAGGAUCUGGCACCCAUGAAAACUGCCCGCUCGCUGUUUGGCACUGCUGUUCACCAAAACAAAAUCUAUGUGGUGACUGGAGUCACUGAUAAUGGCCUGACUAGCAGUGUGGAGGUCUAUGACAUCGCCAGCAACUCCUGGUCAGAGUUCGUGGAGUUUCCUCAGGAGAGAAGCUCUCUUAACCUGAUCCAACUGGGCGGCUGCUUAUAUGCUGUGGGGGGUUUUGCUAUGAUGCCCAAUGAGACCACAGAAAAACUGGAACCCACUGAAAUGAAUGAUAUAUGGAAGUUUGAGGAGGAGGAGAACUGCUGGAAUGGGAUUCUGAGGGAGAUUCGUUAUGCUGCAGGGGCCACUGUGGUUGGAGUAACUCUGAACACCUUGAGAUUCACCAAGAUCUGAUCUACAGCUCUCAUCUAUUGACAAAAUAUCACCCACAUCUUCAUAAAGAGCAAUACAUAUUCCAUUGAAUAACUUGUCACAGACUUUGCUUAAUAUUGAUUUAGUUCGCUUGUGAUAGAUCUUGAAGCUGCAGUCGGUAACUUUUGACGCUCUAGCGGUUAAUAAACAGAACUGCUUGCAUGUUGCGGAAGGACAUUGUAGCCGGAACUACUUCUC
Carassius auratus (goldfish) is the source of this 2202-nucleotide messenger RNA. Its product is annotated as kelch-like protein 40a. Bases 160 to 1986 code for a protein of 608 amino acids. Gene Ontology annotation, molecular function: protein binding. NCBI's taxonomy places the organism in Eukaryota, Metazoa, Chordata, Actinopteri, Cypriniformes, Cyprinidae. The record is from RefSeq and is a predicted model, not a curated record. The transcript has 6 exons.